AUGAAUUUUAUCAAGAAAUUCAUCGGAACGUCACCAACAGACGAAGUUGCCCUGAUACCGUCAGGAAAGCUAUUUCUAACAAGGUCUCCCAACUCACCUAAAGGUGAGUUAGAAUGCUUAUACAAUGAUGCAUUUGCAUCCAUUAGGAAAACGACUUCUCUAUUUUACUAUCAACUUUGUAUCACUAGGGUAUUUCAGGAGGGAGAGUUAGAUUCUCAUGGUACAAGUGGUUUUGACGAUUCGGAUGAAGAUGAAGAUUUCAACGUCCACGAAUCUGCGCAUAGUCUAAGUGAAUCUAAUAUAGGAACAGGCGGCUUCAAAGAUGAAUGGCAAUUUCCCAUAAACGAAGAGCUAGAGAUCCAUUUUUACGACAAGAAAGAUAGCAGUAAAGCAAUAUCGUGGCGUGAUUUGAAUGGAGAUUUCGGGGACAAUUUUGAAUUUAUAGUCGAUGAAGAGAUUAAGUUCAGUAAGAUUGAUGAAUUUCAGUUGGCAUUGUAUAAAUGCUUGUAUGAGCUGAAGUAUCAUAAGAGUUCUGUUUCCGCUAGCAAAAAAGAUUUGCAGGAAUUCGCUCAUAAAUCAAAAGGUGAUUUAUUUAGUUUGAAUACGAGAAGCUUUGACCGUUCAAACAUUCUUAACUACUCUGAAACGGAUGAUGAGGACGAAGACGAAGAAGAAGAGGAAGAGGAAGAGGAAGAAGAAGAGUUACAUGACGAAGACAACGAUCAAUCUUCUGUCGAUGAAUUCCACGAUGCGGACGCUUCUUUAUUCCCUUCCAAUACGAAAGCGGACUUGAACAAGAAGGGCUCGACUGGAAUUUCGGCUUCACAUCCAGCUUCGGACAAAUUGUCGCUGCCAUAUCUCUCCCCAAAAGGGACAACUGUUUUCGAGAGAUCAUCAUUUGAUUUGCAUUUGUUUGAUUCAGAGUCUGGAAUUUUUAAAUUACAAGCGAAAGCAGGAUCUUCGACUGUUAAAGUGAUUCAAGUCGGCGAUUGGAGGUACGUAUUGGAGAUUACGACGAACUCUAACCGUAUAAACUUUAAUACUGAAAUCACUCAAAGUAUGAGUCCUACUUUCAAUUACGACUUUUUUUCGUUUGUUUUUAAUUACUAUGUUGUGAAUGGUGAAGAAAUUUCUGCAUAUUCUUGGCUCUUGAAAUUUUCAACUUUUGAUGAGCUUAAUGAUCUUCAAACGGUCUUUAUGAAGGCUUUAUGGGAAUCUUUGAAUAAGACUGCUUGGAAAUCAACAAGUGCUGCUGAUAAAGAAUACGUAAUGGAUGCUUUCUCUACACUUUUCAUAAGCGAUGAUGAAGAAAAAGAAGAGGUUAAUAAAAUGAACGAUGACGAUGUGGAGAUGCUUGGCAGCGAUGACGAAGACGAUAUCAAUAAAUUAGUUGAGAAAAAGCUUAGAGGUCCAACGAAGAAGAAGAUCUUGUACGAUGAAGUAGAUGAAGACGAGGAAGAUGAAAAUGGCCUUUCAGUUUGGAAGUCAGACCGAGAGAAAAAUAGUAAUAUGUCGAUUGGAUUCGCAAAUGAUAGGUCUUAUGUUGUCAGAGGAAACAAAUUGGGGGUAUUUGGAAAUGAUGAUAAUUCCUUGAGCUACAAGACCACAAUUUCUAAUUUGCAAGACUUGAAAGGCUCGAGGAUUAAUCCAGAAAAAGUAAUGUUACAUCAACAAGAUGAAGUUAUGAUAAUGUCUAAUUCGAAGCACGAUAAGGAAAAGUUAUAUAAGAUGGAUUUGACAAGAGGUAAGAUAGUAGAAGAAUGGAAUGUUAAAAAAGAUUUACCUGUUGUAUCUUUUGGUCCAAAUGAUAAAUUCUCCCAACUUACCAAUGAGCAAACGUUGACUGGAUUGUCUAAUAAUGACAUAUUUAGAAUCGAUCCAAGACUACUGGGCUAUAAGAUUGUUAACGAUAAGACUUACAAAGCUUACAAGACCAAGAAUAAUGAUUUCCUGACCUUGACUACUACCGAGCAAGGUUAUUUGGCAGUUGGAUCAUCUAAAGGUGACAUUAGAUUGUACGAUAAGCUUGGAUUGAAUGCAAAAUCUGCUUUACCAUCUCUAGGUGAAGCCAUUAGGGGUUUGGAUGUUUCGAAUGAUGGUAGAUGGUUGUUAGCAACUUGCAAAUCUUAUGUUUUAUUGAUAGAUACAAAGAUUGGACGAAACCAAAAGAACUAUGGAUCAUUGGGAUUCCGAAAACAUUUUGAUCUGGACAAAAAGCCCACACCAAGAAGAUUGUCAAUAAAACCAGAACAUGGAGCCUAUAUUUUACAACAAACCAGGAUGCCAGUAUUGGAGUUCACCAAGGCACAUUUUAACACUGGCCUAACAUCCAAGGAAACAACAAUUGUUACAUCGGUCGGUCCAUAUCUUAUUACCUGGUCUCUAAAGAAAGUUCUCUUAGGAGAUGACGAGCCUUAUUUGAUCAAGAAAUAUGACCAAAAGAUUAUUGCAGAUGACUUCAAAUUUGGUUCAAACCAGGAGCUUAUACUAGCAUUACAGGACGACGUUUCAAUGACCAAUAGGAAAAGUAUGAGGAAAGCAUCCAAUACAUUUUUUAAGAAGGGUUGA
Molecule: messenger RNA, 2568 nt
Organism: Priceomyces carsonii
Lineage: Eukaryota; Fungi; Ascomycota; Pichiomycetes; Serinales; Debaryomycetaceae
Gene: VID27
Product: Vid27p
Exons: 1
Coding region: 1-2568 (855 amino acids)
Cellular component (GO): cytoplasm; nucleus
Molecular function (GO): protein binding
Source: RefSeq, a predicted model, not a curated record